Anoplopoma fimbria (sablefish) is the source of this 3048-nucleotide messenger RNA. It is a transcript of the gene traf5, whose product is annotated as Tnf receptor-associated factor 5. The transcript has 11 exons. Gene Ontology annotation, molecular function: zinc ion binding; thioesterase binding. Bases 124 to 1866 code for a protein of 580 amino acids. The record is from RefSeq and is a predicted model, not a curated record. Gene Ontology annotation, biological process: regulation of apoptotic process; positive regulation of JNK cascade; regulation of canonical NF-kappaB signal transduction. Gene Ontology annotation, cellular component: plasma membrane signaling receptor complex. NCBI's taxonomy places the organism in Eukaryota, Metazoa, Chordata, Actinopteri, Perciformes, Anoplopomatidae.
UCGAUUCUGAUCACUGAUAUCGAUCCGCUGUGACCCACGCACUGCAGGGUGGAGGUGUGGAGGGGUGGAGGUGGCAUUUCAGACAGGUUUUCUCAGACUAAGAGUCUGGCCUCCUGCAGACUCAUGGCGACGCCAGACUCAAAGCCGGGGGGGCGCCAGGAGUCCAGCCUGCCGUCUGAUGACUUCACAACGAGGUCUGAGGGGUCGAGGCAGGGAUCAGGGGAGUCCAGGAUGAGCUCCUGGGAGUCGGACCUGGCCUCCAUCCAGCACUCACUGAAGUUUGUGUUGGCGCUGAGGGAGGAGUUUGUUUGUCCCGUCUGCAAAGGAGUCGUGCUCAACCCUCAGCAGAACUCCUGUGGACACAUCUACUGCUUCCUCUGCCUCCAGGGACUAAUGGAGAGUUCAUCGCCGUCCAGCCCAGUUUGUCCAGUGGACGGAACUGUGAUCACACCAGCUGAGGUUUUCCAGGACAACUGCUGCAAACGAGAAAUCUCCAGUUUAGAAGUGUACUGCACCAACUCCCCAGCAUGCACCUCUGUGGUCUCGUUACGCCACCUGCAGGAGCACCUGACGUCAUGUCAGUAUGAGCAGCUGCAGUGCUGCAAUCCGGGCUGCAGGGCGGCGCUGCAGAGGAGAUACCUGCAGGAACACCUGACCGACGCCUGUCCUCACCGCACAGUGCCCUGUCCACACUGCCAGCAGCCGCAGAGACUCAGCCUCAUCCAGGAUCAUGUGCAGAGCUCCUGUCCGGAGGUGGAGGUGGACUGUCCAACCAGCUGCUCCCUGAAGGUUCCGAGAUACAAGCUGACAGAACACAGGGAGUCGUGUCCAGAGCUUCAGGUCGACUGUUCUUACAAGAGGUUCGGCUGCUCCGUGCAGGAUAAGAGAGGGAGAGUGAAGCUGCAUGAGGACGCUGCCGUCAAUCAUCACAUGCUGCUGGUCCUGAGGAGCAACAGCCACCUGGAGCAACAGGUGGAGGUUCUCCAGGAGGAGGCGCUGCUGAUGCAGCAGGAGGUGGAGACGGACAGUUUGCUGCUCGUCGGUCUGCAGAAGAAAAUCAGGCCGUUGCUGCAGCAGAACAACAGCCGAGAACAAAUCGUCUCUGCAGCUCAGAGGAAGCUGAGCAGGCAGGAGGACGUCCUGUCCACCGUCCAGCUGGACGUCCAGCAAGUGUCUCUGGGACUCGGCCCGGGUCUGGGGGAGCUGGAGGAGCUCAGGAAGUCUCUGGAUGCUGUGAUCCAGGAGGUGUCGGCAGCCGAGGUCCUCAGAGAACACCUGGGAACCUUGGAGGAGAACCUGAAGCAUCACUCGGGUCUCCUGGACCUCCACACCGCUCAGCUCAGCAGAAACAAGCAGCACCUGCAGGAGCUGGAGGCGACGUCCUACGACGGCAAGCUGAUCUGGAAGAUCGAGGACUUCAGGAGAAGGAGGGAGGCCGAGGUCAGAGGCCAGCCGCCGUGCCUGACCAGCGUGCCGUUCCACACCGGGACCUGCGGCUACAAAAUGGCCUCCAAGGUGUAUCUUAACGGUGACGGGGAUGGACGGGGGUCUCACCUGUCCCUCUACGUGGUCCUGAUGCCGGGAGACUUCGACGCUCUGCUGCCGUGGCCUUUCAGACAGACCGUGUCGCUGUCUGUUCUGGAUCAAAGCGGCGCCGCCAACCACCGCAGCCUCAGCUUCAGACCUGACCCGAUGUCCAAGAGCUUCCAGCGACCCGCCGCCGAGUCGACCAGCAACGUCGCUGUUGGAUUUUCUUCCUUCCUUCCCCUCAACAAGCUGGAGACUCCUCAAAACGCUGCGUACGUCAAAGACGACACGCUGUUUGUCAAAGUGAAGGUGGACAUGACGGGUUUAGACCCGCUGUAGGCUUCUGUUCUCUACGUUACUGGGUUUUUAGGAUUAAUUUCUUAUUGUUACGUUGGCGCAAUCUGGUGGUUCAGGUAGGACACCAACGCAACACAGACUGAUACAACUUUCACCAUCAUUUUAUUAUUUUUCUAGGAAACAUGCCAUCAGAAUAUUUUUUUAGAAGUUUAAUCAUGUAAAACAAGCUGACUUUAAAGGUAUAGUUUGAUAUUUGGGGAAAUAUUCCCUUUCUUUCUGACAAAUGUUCAUAUUGAUAAGGUUUUUCCUUUAAGCUUAAGGAUCAUCUCAGGGAUUCUUUAAUGGAGGUCCGACUGCGAUCACUCAUAAUUAUUUAAUGCCACUGGUCUUGAAGUCACAACUUAAUUAUCUGACACUUGGUGAUUAAAUCAAGUUAUUUAAGUCUGUUAUCCUGAGAUCAGGAUCUAAUUACAGAUAUUGCAGAUAUUAAACAGUUAAGUAUGGAUCUUAAUCAUUCUUAUCAGCACUCUGUAUUAUCUCAAGUUAAUAAUGAAGUCUUUAUCUUCGGGUAAAGGAAAACUUAAUUGCAGCAAAGAAGAUGAUGAAGUUGUGAUCACAAGAUAAACCGGCUGCUGUUUGUCUACAAAUACAAUAAGUUAUUUCUCUGUGGCAGCUACUGCAGACAAGUUUUACUGUUUGUUUAUUCUUCUGGGUGUCUUGAUUUUACAGCAACCGUCUGCUCAAAAAUACCCCAAAAAGUGUGUGUUCAGUGGACAGAAGUCAUUUAAUCGGGCUGAACAGGAGAUGAAAUGUGAAGAUCCUUGUUUCUGAUUGGCUGCGUGUUACUGCAUCUCCACUAGAAUUUAAAAUAAAGUUCUGUGAGUUGACGUUUGGACAGACAGCAUAAGUUUAACUCUCUAUAGGAUGAGAAUAUUGACUGAUUUUAGAUUAAUUUCACAGUAUGACUGAAGCUCAGGCUUGACGCAAAAACAAACAUGGACACAUUCUUCAGGUAAAGGUAUCGAGAUGGAGGAAGGGGGGAAAGUUGUGUCAGUAACAAAGAGAACGAGGUACUCCAUCUUUCUGUGAAAGAGACGACUCAAGGUUUUAUCAAAUGACUGAGUAGGAAGAAAUGAAGUCUUCUGUUGAAUAAAGUUUUGGUCCUUUCAUCUUUUUCACUAACAUCUCUGACUUUAAACUUUCGAAGCAUUCUUGUCUUUUUUU